ACUAUUCGUCACUCUUGACACGCUCUUACGCACGAAGACGAUGCCUUCCUAGGAUUUUAUCGUGGUGAGCUAUCUUAUCGGUCAGACGGGACCUCCGACCUCUGCACAAACAUAGAAAGCAUCGGGAGACCUUUAACAUCCGAUUCUCUCCCUCGUCGUUCGGCCAUUCGUCGGUCGACCAGCAACGGAAAUACUUAUUUAGCUGCACGCAGUGGACGCCGUACGUUCUCUCUCUCUCCACUUCCAUCUUUAUCUCUAAUCAAGUCGUCGAUCCGUACCCCAGGUUUAUCGCCCGGGUGGUCAUCACCGGGUAUUUUCGCUGCGGGAGAAAGAGCCCAGCCACCGCGACAACGGUCUCCGUAGAUCUCAUCUCCGUGCGAUUUAAGAUUUCUUUAAGUAGAACUUUCAAGGAGGUGACGAGAGAAGAGAAGAAAGCCACGAAGAAGAAAACAAGAGAUCUGGAAUAGUGUAGUGAUCGAUGCAAGGCCUGUUCAUUGUGAAAGUUCCUCUUUCCUGAUUCUUCAGUAUAAAUCGGUUGUCAAGAACGCGUACUAGCGGAUUUUUGUUUUCUGAUCGGCAAAACAACAAGGCGAGUUUCUAUAAAAUCCGCGUUGAGAGAUGAGGAUUGUGCGGUAGGAGUGUUCUUUGAGAGUUCGUAAAUUCUGGAACCGAAUAAGGAUUGCCGCCCCCAUGGAAAUGAUUGCCAAAGCAAUAUUGCUUUUUGCAAUCGUGUGCGCGACAACUACCGUGCAAGGAGAGAUUGCUAAGGACUCAACGCAGUGCGGCCGAACAAAAUGCAAGGUUCCGUCGGAAAGAAAAUUCAAAUAUCAUGAAGAUAUUCACUAUGUGUACGCGUAUUCCAUGGAUGUGAGUACAAAUCUGGGCUAUCAGUUGUCGUCUCCUUAUUCGAAAAACGAUUCAGCUCUGCACAUUGAUGCCACCCUGUCCGUACAUUUCAACAGUCCAUGCGAGGGCACUCUAAGAAUUCUGAAUGCCAGCAUCAGUCAUGAUCGCAAUGCGUAUAAUCCCGAGUUUCCGGAUCGCGCUGGCUCCGAGUUUAAGGCCAGCCUCGAGCGUCAUGAGCUGAGGUUUACCUUCGAUGAUGGAUUGAUUCACGAGCUGUGUCCGGAUCGGCAUGAGCCAAUUUGGGCAUUGAAUAUCAAACGGGGCGUCUUAUCGAUGCUGCAGAACAGUAUGCGACGCUUUGACGUAGACCAUCGUGGUGACGAGGUAGAUGUUCACGGGAGCUGCGAUACUCAUUAUCGCUUGUACGAAGCCAGGAAGACCAGUCUAAUUGUCAAGAAAAGUAAAUACCUGGCCGACUGCCAAAAUGGCCCCAAGUACUUCUCUAUCGUGCAAUCGAAUCCUUACCAAAGUCCGCGAAAACAACAUCAGCAACAUGGAUUGUACAAUUCGCGCAGCGAUUGCGAAAUCACGAUUGAUCAUAAUGUUUAUGAAAGAGUAGUAUGCGAUGAGAUGCGAAUACUUCAGCCGCUUUCCAAUGGCGACAAAGCUGGCGCCAGGACGGAAUCUCAAGCUAUCCUUCAGCUGGUUCAAGAAUUAACGGAAACAAAUUUCAGUUACGGAUUCGAAGAGGAUGAAGAUAACGAUGAUGAGGAAAAAGAUGAGGAUAACUUCGUACAAGGUGCACCUCGCAUGAAAAGGACGACAUUGUUGUAUGACCACGCGAAGACUCUGAAGACUAUGCACGGUGAACUGCGGACCUCUAGAGACUUGUUGAAACAUAUGUGCAGGCUUGGGAGCGCCGACGAGUUGCAGCAAAGGUUUUCUGAAAUAUUUACUAAUUUCAUUCAUUCGGCUCGCUUUCUGGAUUAUCCCUCGUUGUCGCAGCUAUUCAACAGAGCUAAUAGUAUUUGCAAAAAUGGAAAAAAGCACAUUGUCGCGGCACUGCCAUUUUUAAAUAGCAACGCCGCAGUGAAAGUGAUGAAUGAUCUUAUAAUCAAGAAAUAUGUCAACGAGGCGACCAUCAAUGAUUGGAUCGUUACCUUCGCUUUGUUUCCACAACCGGAUCAGGACACCAUUAAAGCUGUUUCAAAGCUACUAGACUUUCAGUAUCAAAUUCCUCACGUCCAGUUUAUUCUCAGCUAUUCUACUAUCGUUCAUACGUAUUGCAAACACAGCGAUGCUGAUUGCAUCAAUUUGGAGGAAGUAAAUGUGUUUCUAUCUCAUCUUCAACAGAAAAUCUCACAAGGUUGCGAGCCCCGUUUUCAUCCUCCUGCUACUAUAAAAGAAACGCUGGAAGCUUUGAAAGCUAUCGGCAACAUGGGACUUGAAACGAAGAGCUUGCGACAGGAACUGAAGAAAUGCAUCGACGACAUUGGAGGAUUCUUACCUAUGGAAGCUCGCAUUGCGGCCGUAGAUGCUCAUCGUAGGCUGCCGUCCUGCGAAGAGACACGGGAUGAAUUUUUCCUUGAUUAUUACCGUAACACGACAUUAGAUACGGAAAUCCGUAUUGCCUCUUAUCUACAGGUAAUGCGUUGCCCCGAUUACAAUGUUGUCAAAACUAUUAAGCACACUCUCAAAGUAGAAGAGGUCAAUCAAGUUGGUUCUUUCGUAUGGAGCCAUUUAACGAAUCUCUACAACUCCGCUUCACCUACCAGAGUCGAGAUUCAAAGUUUGCUAACGGAUCGAGAUAUCGACAACAAAUUCAACAGCGAUGUUAGAAAAUUCUCGCGUAAUUAUGAGAAUUCCUUCUUUUCCGAGGAAUAUAAUGUCGGUGUGAAUUAUCAAACGAAUCUGAUCUUCUCGCCAAAGUCAUAUAUGCCACGAUCGCUAACCUUCAAUGUGACCACCGAUUUCCUUGGUCGUUCUGUGAAUCUGCUUGAGAUCACCGCGCGAACGGAAGGCCUUGAGUAUUACGCUGAGACUCUCUUCGGUCCAGAUGGCAUCUACAGUAACGAACGAAUUUCGAAUCAUCUUCAAAAUUUCCUCAGACGUUUUCGAUCGGCAUCGGAGAAUAAUAAUUAUUGGGACGGUGUAAAACGGCUGCCGAAUAUUAUUGACAACAAUUUUGAUAAUCCGAAAAUAAGUCUCGGUUACAAGAUUUUCGGAAACGAAUUAAUGUUCACGAUGCUGGAUGGCGACAAACAAGUAAGGGCUGCACUGGCGAAUUUUAAUCCUUGGCAGAAAAUAAAAGAGUUCCUAGCUAUGCAAGAAAUUUUCUAUGAGAAGAGUGGAAUGUUCUUGGAUUCGUCUUACGUAGUACCGAUGGGGUCUGGUUUGCCUAUUCGUUUGGACCUCGCUGGUUCUGCCGCUUGUUAUUUUAAGAUCUCAAAAAUGUUCAAUGAUGCUCGACUUUCCGAUAAGGAAUUUCAACUUACUGCCAAUAUUGCUUCCAGUAUAAGUAUCGAUAUGAUGAGUACAAUGACCGUAGAUGCUUUUUACAAAUCCGCUGGGCUCAAGCUGCGAACAAACCUUUACUCUUCUGGCAUAAUGCAGCUUCAUCUGAAUUUAAACAAUACCCGUUUAGUGCAUGUGAGUCUGGGUUUACCGAAUCGCAAGAUCGAAAUGUUUUCGCUAGUUUCGGACGUUGCUCUUAUUAAAAGCAACGGUGGCGAUGUCCAGGAGAAACCAUUGGGUGUCUUGGUAGCCGAUCAGAAUAAUUCACGAUAUUCUGUAACUGUGCCCAAAAAUAUCGUCAGCAAUACAACUUGCAGCUGGGCCGCCUUGGACAGACUGAUAGGAUUAAAAAUGUGCGCAGAUUAUCAGUUUACAAACGUGACUAAGAAUCCUAAUGCUCCGUAUUUCGUUUUAAAUGGUCUCACGCUCUUCAAGGUUUCCUUAAUUAAAGCCGAUCCAACUGCUAAGAAUUAUGUGUUGGAGUAUAGCUGGAACAAAACCCAGGAUUAUAAUACGUUUAAAUUGAUGUUCGACACGCCUGGUUCUCAAGUGAAUAGAGAGAUAAGCGCUGUUAUUAAUUUUGACAUAAUAAAUAAUAAUGUCACUGCUCUAUUUCAUUCAGCUGGUAAUUCUUUGAUUGCUAAGGGUACAUAUAAACGUUCUGAAGAUGAGACUUUUAUAGAUAUUGGUUUUGAUAUUAAUGGUACGAAACAUUUGGACGCCAGUCUGGGUUAUUCAAGGAAGAAAUUCAAUCACGGUUAUACUUAUCAUCCUGUAGCCCAUCUAACUAUCAACAGCGAACGCGUUGCUGCUCUGUCAGGUACCAUCAGAAACGCACAGAAGAACAAUGUCUCUCAGUUCGAUAUAGACAUGACCUUCCAAACAAAACGAGUCUGGAGCAAAUUGGUCGGCUACAUUGUCAGGCGGAAUAUCAGCUUGGCCGGCGAUUUUCAGCUGGAUUAUCAAUUGCAACGUAUGCCGAAGAAGGAAACCCUUCAUCUGGAGGUUUCACUGUCUAAUCGCUCGUCGAGAACGCUAACGCAUAAGGCUGCCGAAAUAAAAUUGCACUCCACCGCUUAUCCGCAACUUAAUGCUGUUAUAAGCGCCUGGUACCAGCAAGCGCUUGGCCACUUGGAAAUUCACGCAGAAGUAAACUCCAAUCCGCAUCUUAAGGAUGAUCGACAUAAGCUCACGGCACAACUCAUAAUUUCCUACUCGAAGAUGUAUUUCCAGAAUCAAGGCACAAAAGUGUCCGCGCUGAUAUCUGUCACAAAACCUAUUCAGAAUUUGGAUCUUAAGAUGGGAGUCAAUCAUCAUGUCAUUGGCGCCGAAUCGAAAACUAAUUUGCUCAUAGGAUACGCGCCAGGCAAAGAGAUCAGUCUACUCGUCAAGAUUAUUAUGCCGCGCGGUUUGCUAUUCUCCAUGGAAGGUCACACAAACUUGACAAUCCCGAAUUUCAAUUCAAUGCUAAUUAAUGCACGCAUCAAUGAGCGUUCGCGAAACGAAUACGAUCUAGAGUUCUCUGGAACAUGGUUUAGCGGUCACAAUAUGACGGCGCGUGGCGCUUAUUUAGAUCGAUCGACGGCCGUCAUCGUCAAUCAUCAUCUAAAGAUGAUUAUUAAAUCGCCAAGCUUUGUUAGUCCGAUUUUGCUUAAUUGUCAUUUGUAUCAGAACCAUAGCGAUCUCAAAGUCAGUCUAUACGCCGAGCAGUUGGACUAUGAUAAGUAUGCUUUCGUGCUGAAUCACACGGUAUUAUCGGCGACCAGCUUGAUGUCUUUUGUGGAAGCGAGAUACCGUGGCAACGUGUACUCGGCGAUGACAAACGUCGACACUACGCGAGAAAUUCGUGUGGAACUACAUUUGGACAAAUGGCGAGACGUGCAUCUAACCCUGAGUGGAAUCAACGAGGAAAAUCGGCAAGAAUUUGCAGCAGAAAUUAAGUGGGACGCAAAUAGAGAUCCCGCCUUGAAAUUGGGUACGAUGUUUCAGCUAAACAGGGUAUAUCUGAUGGACGCAAUUUCUCCCGGGAUCAAGCGAAACGCAAUGGUAAUGUUGACCUACCCAGGUCGAUUGAUAACCGGCUCUUGUGACCUGAUCAUACGUAGUCCACACAAUUAUCUGGUGGAUGUUACUCUAAAUUGGAAUCCGGAAAAUGCGAUUAAGGCGUCGAUUGGUGCCGAUUAUAUCGUGCAGCCGGAAAUGAUAACAGUCAAAUUGGAAUCUCAACUGUUAACACCUUUUGAAAACUGGAAAAAGACCGCUCUGAAUGCAAAAUAUCUACAAUUGCCGAACAAGAUCCUAGCUAGCAGCAGUGCUCAUUGGAAAGAUUCUCAGCAUGUAAUGGCGGAGUUCUAUGCUAGCGCGAGUGAACACAAGGAUCUGAAAGAGUGGAUGGCGAACUGCGGCUUAAUCAGCACCGUUCACUCUAAUUCAUGGAUAACCAUGAACGUCACCCAUAAAGUAUUACGCUCGCAAACGGCGGACACACAUUUGUUAAUUAAGUACAACCCAGACAAGACAAUCGACGCGCGCAGUGUCUGGCACUUAGACAAGCAAUCGGACGAUGUGUUUAAUCUGACCGGAAAUCUACAUUUGUAUUUGCCUUUAAUAAAUUAUCAGAAGAACGAGCUCAAAUGCCAGCUGCGCCUCAUGAACAACUGGAAAUUCUUUGGUGCAGCCAAUCUUGAUGUGGAUAAACGUAAAUAUACCGGUCAACUGAUUGGCGAUCUUGUACGGUGGAAGGAGUCUAAGGUAGAGUUUAAUGUUACCACGCCGUUGGAGAAGUUUGCCUUUGUUCGUGGCAGAUUCGGCAUGUCGGAAAGCAAUCAUCAUGUAGUGGCAGAAGUUGUCACUCCGGGCGGUCCUCUAGGUGUUGAGGGAUUAUGCCAAAUCUUUACUGCCGCUUAUGAUUUCAAUGUCAAAUUCAUGCUGGCGACACCCCUUGAGGUGCUGCAGAAGGCACUGGUGGUAGCCAAGUUGAAUAGACGCGAGGCCGACUUCAGGAUUGGUUACAAUAACUUAACAGCGGGCUUCAUCGGUACUUGGCACUAUCACAACAUCACCGAUUUUGAUUACAGUUACAUAGUGUUCACGCCUCUCGAGGGUUUGCAAGAAUGCGGCGUGAUCACAAAGCUGAUCGUAACGACCCCGGAACCGGUGCAUAUGUUGAACGUAGAUACAGAAUUCUCGAUUAGAUUAGCGGAUACUAAGUUUGGUAUUAAAGUUAAGUGUGGAUCAAAACCACCUCCUGUUAAAAUACCACUGAAACCGGGGAUUAUAAGUUCCACCGAAUUAUUAGAAGAGGAGGAAGAAGAGGAAGAGGAAGAAGAGGAUGAAGAGGAUGAAGAGGGUCUCUAUUGGCGAGGAGAAUUGCAGAUAUGGCUUGCAAUAAUCCCAAAUAUAUUAGCCGAAUUAGAUAUCGAUACUGAAGAUGAUACUUAUAAGAUAUUAGGCAUAAUACAAUUUCCGCCUGAAAAAAUUGUUAUAGAGGACAGCUUUAGUAUGGAAGAUGUUUUUCAUAUAAAGAAUGAUCUGCACAUUGAUCUAACGUUCAGCAAUAUUAGAGAAAUAUCGUCUUUAUACGCGUUUAUUGUCGAUAUGGAGAAUCUUAGCUAUCUCAUGGACAUGAACAUAAACGUUAAGAAAAAGUCUAAUACGUGGAUUGAGACUGGAUUUCAUGGCAAUUAUACAUAUCGAGUCAAUGGGAAAAACCGAAAGGCGCAUUUUGUGAAAUUCGAUAUGAAAACACCUUUAGAAUUUCUUAAAACUUUCCAUACUAACGCAGUCGUAGCGAUUGAGGGCAAUUUGUACAAUGGUACACUUGCAAUUCAUGGAGACCAAUUGAUUUUGAACGUACACGGAAAUAUAAAGCUAGAACAGGCUUUGCUGGAUGGAAUGAUUUCAGUGGCGAUCGAUUCGCCCUUUAUGAAAAUACCUAAAACUACAAUUGGCGCAAAAAAGGAUUUUACUGGAGACAGAAAGCAAGUUAACUUCAACGCGAGGAUGGAAGAACCUGUAUCUAAACACGUGUCUUUUGAAUCUGCCUGGCAAGUAGACCAUCAUCUUGUAAAAGCUUCCGCAAAGUUGGAGAGCUGGAUAAAAGCUUUAGAAUCAUUGGAGACUGAUAUCCUCUAUAGCAAUGCAAUUCGCGUAAAUAAUACCGCCAAAUUAAAUGUACAUGUAACGCAUCUCAGCGAUCAAAAGUAUCAGCUAAUUGGAAACUUAAAUAACGGCAAGAUCGAUGCUGAUCUGUACACACCAUUGUCGAAGAGGCCUCAUUUUCAAUUUCUCGGUGACUUAAGGCAGAUCAAUGAAUCGUUAUAUGAUAUCAGGGGAGAAUUGAAGAAUGAAUUACAAGCGAAAUCUUAUGACGUCAGCUCUAUCAUCUUCAUACAAGAUGACACUAUUGAUUCGGUAGAUGUGAAGGCCGAGCCGAAGAGCGCUAACACUAAUCGACUGAUUUUGAGGCUGAAGAGAAAGAAAUACGGUCUUCUACUAGAUGUUGAUGGCGGUUCAUUUAACACUACCCUUGAUGCAAACGUGCUCAACAAUCUGAAUUGGGACGUGAGAGCUCGCACGGAUAUCAAAAAAGUUGCUGAAGUAGAUACAUAUCAAUUGAGCACCUUUAUGAACGUACAGGUGAACGGCAAUACUACUUUGUAUAUUCAUACCGAGACACCUUGGAACGACAGCAGAAUUCUAACAGUAAAAAGCAACAUGAUGCUGACGAACACAAGCGGCGAUGUCCGGGUAGAUCAACGUCUGAACGACGAUCGAUGUCACGCAACUAUGAGAUGGAAAUUGAUUUAUAUGGAGGACAUGCUUGUAAAACUGAUCACAGGAUAUGACACCACGGACUUAGGCAAAAAAGAAUUGUCCACUCAAGUGUUCUACAAAAAUCCUGGCCGAUUAUAUAGAAAUAUUGACAUGGGUUUUGAUCUGGACAUCGAUCGAAAAGCGUGGGAGUUUGAAACAAACGCGACUAUUGGUUUUCGCAAUCAGCAGAACAUCGACGCUGUGUUUGUCGUAAAGUUACCGCCCCCUAACAAUGAUGAUCAUCGAUUUCUGAUCAGCUAUCACACUAAUAAGGAUAUGCAGAAUAUUUCUUACGUGGUGGGCUACAACACUGUGCGAUCGAAGAGUAAUUACGCUUCCGAUGGAUCGAUUCGAAUGGCUACGCGGGACAUUAACGGGCACUUCCGGUUGACUUGGGGAUUGUCGCCCAUGCAAUCUCUCAAUAAUCUCUUUAACAUCACUUUUGAUAAGAAAGAGAUCGACCUCAAGUAUUCUCUGUACACGCCUCUAAUUCCGCAAGAAGAAACACUCGUGCUCCUCUUCAAUUACGACGCUAAUUCCGACAAACAAAAUUUGAUUAACGCCGAUCUUUAUUAUCCUUCAAGACGGCAGAUUGGUACCGCAAGAAUAAUCUACGAAAGUCUAAUUAAUGUCAACGGAUCCGUUAAUGCUACGAUGUUUAUGGAAAAUUUAUCAUACGUUGGCUGUAAUUUUGUUAUACUCACCACUCUGAAACAGAAUAAAAGAUUUGUCGAAAUUUUCUGGCCUAACAAUACGGCUUUAUUGAACUCCGAUUACAAUUAUCACAGCGAGCGAUUGGAUUCGAAUUUGGAGGGCAUCUUGCACGUAGAAAUUCCUUUGAAUGCCCGUCACGUCGGUAUUCUAAGCUACGGUUACAAGAAACGUCCACAAGUUACCACUGGCCACUCGACCUUGAUGUAUAAUGACCAGAAAGUAUUGCACACUCAAUAUAACUCAAAGAGCGAGUCCCGAGCCGGUUUCGACAAGGAUCGCAUUCAGAUCACAGUGGAGAACAUUUACAAGCCCAUAGGCAUCGUUUACGUGAACCAGUAUGAGUACAGUGGUGGAAACGAGGGUACCAACUAUCCCACUGUCGAGUUCAAACAGGUGAACAUUUAUCGAUUGGACAAUAGCUCAGCAUUCAAUAUUGCCGGCGAGUCUAGAAUCCGGACUACUCACACUGGCCAAAACAUUCACCUCAAGGCAAUGCAUGCUAACAAAACGGUCCAGUUGAAGACAGACUAUCAAAUUUUGUCCGGCGAGUUUGAUCAGAAUACUUGGCUGAGUCUCGCUGAGGACGCCUGGGUGUCUUACCAUGUGAACAUCCUGAAUAAAACUACCGAGGACGUAGACAAUCAGUUCAUUGUUCUCAGUUUUUGCUAUCCGCAACGAAACUUUACUCUGGGUGGCUUCUACAGGAUCACCAGCAACGAGAUAAAUUCUGAAGCGAAUUUACAAUGGGAACGUGACGACGAGAAGUUGAGGAACGUUGGAGUAGUUUUUGAUUGGACGAACGUCACCGAUACGUCAAUGGAGAUUGAACAGCAAGCCAUCUUGAGUUUUCAUCAUCCAACCUUCGAAAAAAACGUCACGCUAAAGGGUAUAUUAAUGAGAAAAGACCUCAGAGAUCUUCUAAACAUCGUUUUUACCGCGGAUUAUUCCAACAACGAGGACAAAUUAUUAACGUUGUCCGCGUUGUUCAGAGACGAGAGUGACGAAUCGAACAAAAAAUAUCUCUACAAAAUAGCCGGCAAACACAUUAGUACUAAAUUGGAUCUUGAUAUCGAAGGAUUUGUUUAUAAACGAGGAUACGUGCUAUUCGAAACUGUAAAUCAUGCUCGAUACACGCGCAGUUACAUGCCGAGUGAAACAGGAGAAUUGAUCGGUCGAAUUGACAGGAGAUCGAGAGAAAUAAUCUUUCGACGAGUGAACAACGAUGCGGUUAAAUAUUUCGCAAUCGGGUACUAUCCUGCACCUUCUCAAUACAUUGUAAAUGGCAGCGUUAUCAAUACACCGGAACUUAACGCUACCGGCGUUUUCUUUUUGGACUUGGAUGAGAAACUCACAUGGAUGAUGGUGAAUUACACACCCGAUGCGACUGUGAGCUUAAGAAUGCACGGCAACAUUCCAGAUGCUCGAAAUGCCAUAUUUAAUAUUUGGAGAACAUACGACGACGACUUAAAAAUUUCAGACGUUUCUUUUUAUCUGAAAUUAAACCACUCGAGACUGAUUACUUCAACCUUGCGAUGGCGACCCGAACUUAAGAGUGAUAUUAUUACCAUUAUAAAAACGACCUUUAAUAAUAUGUAUGAAAGCAUGGAUAAUGAUAUUGAUAAUUGGAAACAUUAUAUAAAGAAUGAAGUAAAAAGUACCAUCUUGGAUGUGUGGGAGGAUGCUCAUGAGGACAUUUCAGGAUUUCUUGAUGAUUGGAAUGAUUUAAAAAUUCUCGAGAGUGAUUUUGAAGAUCUCAAAACAUAUUUGAACAAUUCCUAUAACGCAAAUGACUUUUAUAUCAAAGAUAUCGUUGGUUUCGGUAUAUACGUCAUUGAUGAAUUAUCUCUGCGAAGUCAUAUUGAAUCCCUUCCUAACAUCCUAAACGAAAUCUGGGAAAUAAUGGGCGAGUCCGGUGAAGCUUUGCGAAAUUCGUUGCUAUGGUUGAUCGAGACCAUUAAAAAUACUUACAAUAAAUUAUCAGAGAUUGCGGCCGCAGUGCUGAGAGGCGAUUCAUUAUCGCAGGUAGCGAAUAUAAUCGAAAAAUUGAUCGAGAAAUACGAUAUAUUUAUCAAGGAUCUGCAUGUGUCCUUCAUCAAAUACAUCGAGAAUCUCUGGGACACCAUUUUUUCGUCCAUCUCAGACCAGUGGUAUCGCUUCUUGAAGUUAAUGGAACCUCUGUUUAUUCGUUUUGUCCAUUAUGUUGAGACGCUUGUCUGGAAAGCGAGCAAGGAGAUGCUGGACUUUUUGUAUGACCGUAAGCAAGAGCUCAUCGCAUCGCCAUACUUCGAUCGCUUCACCAAUUUCACUCAUGACAUCGACAAGGUCUACCGUGACAUAAAGGCGAACGAUAUAGUGACAAAUGUGCACAAAUACUCGGGUCUGAUGAUACAAUUCGUGAAGGAACGUUACUUUGCUUUCGUGCCAUUCGGCAAAGAGCUCAAGGAUGUCGUGGAUGAGAUCGUGUCGGAAUUGAAGGAGCUCCGGAAAUUGCCAUCAGUCAACUACUCUAUAGAGAAGUUAGAGCAACUAUACGACAGAAUCAGCUACUUCUGCGAGUACUUCGAUGUCAAGCUCAAAAUAGAGGGUUUCAUCAGGCUGGCGCACUCCAAGAUGGUGGACAUCAGUCAGACGGCAUUGCAAGCCGAGAGCCGCUACAGGGAGGCAAAGACCAUGUUUAUUUUCGAUCCUAACGAAGGCCUGAUGUGCUUGGAGCAGAAACUACCUAUGUCCUGGCAUUCCUUUAAUCAGACCCCCGAGUUCCAUGAGAUACCGGAGAUCCGUGCAAUCGCAGACGUUAAGACAUACUUUGUUACCUCAAACACUACCUUUUGGAGUCUUUACUAUCAAUACAAACCAUAUUCCGAGUUAACAAAUUGGUUACCGCCGUUCAAAGCACAAGCCAUGAUUAUCGGGUCCCAGCAUUAUAUUACCUUCGACGGACGCUACUUUGAGUUCGUAGGAAAUUGUACCUAUUUAUUAGCGAAGGAUUUCGUGCGUGACACUUUCGCAGUUUUGGUGAAAUAUGAUCAACAAGCUGAGGAAGUCACUCACAAGAUUAUAGUGAUAAUCGGAAGCAACGCUAUCGAGUUGGAUCUCUUCAAUGAUACGAUGAAGCUGAUCUCCCAGAAAUCAGCAGACGUCACGAGUAACCUGCAGUUGCCGAUUGAAUUGGACAACAGCACGUACGUUUAUCAAGUUGAGAAUGUAGUGAUGAUAGAGCGUAAACACAAUCAAUUCCGACUGGAGUGUAAUCUCAAGUUCGACCUGUGCACCUUGGAAUUAUCAGGCUGGUAUUACGGGAAGACAGCCGGUCUACUUGGCACGAUGAGCAACGAGCAAUUCGACGAUAUCUUGGGAUCGAACAAAUUGCUUCUAAAGGACACCGGUAGCCUCGCUCAUAGCUGGUCCAUCGACAAGAACUGCGUCGACACGAUGAAUUAUGCCAAUAAGACUCAACAGCAGGACGAUACGAUAUACACGUUCUGCGACGAGCUGUUCGUGAACAAAAGUUCAGAAUUCGGCGUCUGUUUCGGCGUGAUCGAUCCAGUCGAGUACAUCGACAUGUGCUUGAGUAGCCUCACCGAGACCGAGGUGUGCACGGUGGCGAUGUCGUACAUGCAGAUGUGCAUGUUCCGUGACACUUAUCUGCGGAUACCCGAUAGAUGUACCACGUGCACCAUGAUGGAUGGCAGCCAGGUGGCUGAGGGUCGUUUCAAACGCCUGGAGGACGAUAAAGUACCACGAUCGGCUGAUGUGGUGUUCAUCGUCGAGGCGAAGACCUGCAAUCGCGAUAUAAAGUUAAACAGCAGUAUGGAGCUACUGAUUACGCAACUUAGUAAGGAGUUGGACGAUCAAGGUCUUACGGGCAACCGAUGGUCCCUGGUAGUGUUCGGUGGCGACGGAGUAUAUGACAGACCUAGAAGUAUCAUCCUCGAUGGACAGAUCUUUACAAAGAACGUGCCGCGUUUUGUCGAUUAUUUCGACUAUGUGCCGAUCGGCAACGGCAGCCAAGACAUCUUCGCCGCAAUUGGCUUUGCCUCGCAGCUCGUCUUCAGAGCUGGUGUGUCAAAGACCUUCAUACUUAUACCGUGCUCGCAUUGUGAACCGGAGAAUCAAACGCUGGAGUAUUCCGUGUUACACCAAGUAUUACUAGAGCAUGCCAUCACUCUGCAUAUUCUGAUGGACGGUGACUUCGAAUUCGAGAAGGAGAAAAUCAGCAAGAUUUUCUAUGGCUUAGACGCGGCUAAGUCAUAUACGAAGAAGGAUUCCCGUGUGUUGAUCGGUGAUGUGGAUCUGAGAAGGCAGGCCAAACUCUCCAAGAACGUGCUGGGCUACUGCACACCGCUGUCCCUGGAGACGAACGGCACGAUAUUCAGCGGGGACAAGUUGCGCCUCGAGAAAUCAGCUGCGGUCAAGAAAUUCGCGAGUGUUUUCUCUAAGAGAAUCGCCCUCACAGCUGAGCCGAACAAAUGUCAGUUCUGCGAGUGCACCGCCGAUAAUAACGGCGCCACGCAGAUGGAAUGCAUGCCGUGUAUAUACCCAACGCCCGUACACGUAGAUUACGUGAGCGAGACUUUUGAACUCAACGAAUCGCUCUCGAUGAUGCCGCAGUUGGAUGACGUAGAUUAUGGCCAAAUUGAUAUAGAGAACGACUGAAAUAAUUAAGGAAAUGCAGCUAGAUAAUAUUAGAUGCUAGACAACUCGCUGGUAUUAGCCGUAUUUAUUUAUAAUAUACCUUGUAAUAUAGGUAAUAUACCUACCUCCCUUUCCAACCCAAGAUUUAUCUUACAAUAAAUUGGAGCAUUAAACGUGAUUCGUAUUAAGAA
Molecule: messenger RNA, 13715 nt
Organism: Monomorium pharaonis (pharaoh ant)
Lineage: Eukaryota; Metazoa; Arthropoda; Insecta; Hymenoptera; Formicidae
Gene: Apoltp
Exons: 21
Coding region: 691-13545 (4284 amino acids)
Biological process (GO): lipid transport
Molecular function (GO): lipid carrier activity
Source: RefSeq, a predicted model, not a curated record